UGUCACGCUGCUCUGCUCAGGCAGACAGCAACCCUACGCGCCCAGAGAUAGCAAUAGAAAAUGCCGCGUUAGAGAUUCAAAGAAAUUAGAGGGAGGAAGAGAGGACGAUGGGGAAUUAAGAGGUUUGAGGGGAUUGAGCCGAGGACUGUCGAUGUUUCUCUACCUGAAAUAACAGAAGUAUGCUAUCAGAGGCGAAUCAUUGGCGUGCGUCUCUCUAAGAGCGGCUGUCCGUGUUCGAGCCAAAUUAACUACAAAACGGAAUAACGGUUUUUAUGCACCCGGACGAGACGUGAGUUAGUUACCAACAAUGUGGUGCAUCAAUUGCGCUUCGGACAAGACCCCUGCCAUUCUUCAUAAUAACAAGCUGAUAUACUGUGUGGAAGAGACUCCACGUGGCGACACAGGCAGUUUCUCUGACAGCACCUGUAGCCGGGGGCCCUACCUGAGCAGCUCUGAUCACCGCUACAGCAUUGGCCCCGGCCCACCGGACCCCCGAUCCCAACACCACCCCCAGGGCCCCCCGGUGGCCCCCCCCAGUCCUGCCUCCCUGGCCUGGGUCCAGAGGACCCGGUAUCAGCCUGCCAGCCUGGCGCUCCGGAAGCAGGAGGAGGAGGACAACAAGCGCUGCAAAGCCCUGUCCGACAGCUAUGAGCUCUCCACAGACCUACAGGACAAGAAGGUGGAGAUGCUGGAGAGGAAGUAUGGCGGUUACUUCCUGAGUCGGCGGGCGGCGCGCACCAUCCAGACGGCGUUCCGUCAGUACCGCAUGAACAAGAACUUUGAGCGGCUGAGAAGCUCCGCCUCCGAGAGCCGGAUGACUCGGCGCAUCAUCCUGUCCAACAUGAGACUGCAGUACUCGUUUGAUGAGCGGCAGGGCCAGCCCCAGGGACAGGGCCAGACCCAGGGACAGGGCCAGCCACAGGGACAGGGCCAGACCCAGGGACAGGGCCAGACCCAGGGACAGGGCCAGCCCCAGGUCCAGGGCCAGGGGGGACAGAGGUACCCCCACCCUGGAAGGGGGCAGCCUGGGGAUGGAGAGAUGGAGGCUGGGUCUCUUCCACUGUGCCAGGGGGACAUAGAGUACACACACCUGGAUGAGACCUUCUCCAAACAGGUGAAGUCCUUGGCUGACUCCAUCGAUGAUGUCUUGACCUGUCAGUCUGGCGUGGAAGACUUUCAGGAGGAGGAGGAAGAGGAGGAGGAAGGUGACGGAGGCGAGACAGGGGUGGUGGCGGACGACUUUGGAGAGUGUGUUUGGAGACCGAGGGAGGGAGACAGACAGAGGGGCGGAGGAAGAGGAAGAGGAGGAGAGAGACAGAGCAUGCACGAGGACAGCAUAGCCACCUCCUACAGCGACGUGACCCUCUACAUUGAUGACCCCUCCUCGCCAUUGUCCCUGGACCGCGGCCCCAGCAGCACUGACACAGAAUACUGGAGCCCUGGAGUGGGUGGCGUUGGGGUGGGGGGCCGUGAAGACAGCCGGGACACAGAGGGAGGGGGCAGCAGUAACAGCAGACGCAGCACCCCCUGUACAGAGUGUAGAGACUACAGCCUGAGAGGAGCUCACCUGCCUCUGCUGACCAUUGAUCCCCCUAGCGACAGCUCUGUUGAUAUGAGUGACCGCUCGGAUAGAGGUUCGAUAGGUAGACUGGUCUACGAGACAGAGCCAGGGGGAGGUGGGGGAGGAGGGGGGGAAGGGAGGUCGCCUCACGGCACUAUUAAACACAACCCCCACCCAAACCCCCACCCAAACCCCCACCCACACUAUCCUACACCACCACCAUCAGAUCCCGCACCACACCCAGCACCCCCACCACCCUCCCCGCAGGGACAACCCCUCACCCCUCUGUCUUCCUCCUCAUCCACCACACUGCCCCCUGGUGGCCUGGAGCAGGUAUGCUGUUCGGAUGGAGACAACGACUCUCUCAACUCCACCACCAACUCUAACGAUACCAUCAACUGCUCCUCCGGGUCCUCAUCACGCGACAGCCUCCGGGAGCCCCUCCCACCGCUCGGGAAACAGACCUAUCAGAGAGAGAGCAGACAAAGCUGGGAUAGCCCCGCCUUUAACAAUGACGUGGUGCAGAGACGACAGUACCGCAUCGGACUCAAUCUGUUCAACAAGAAGCCAGAGAAGGGUAUACAGUACCUGAUAGAGAGAGGCUUCGUAUCGGACACACCGGUAGGCAUCGCCCGCUUCAUGCUGGAGAGGAAAGGACUGAGCAGACAGAUGAUAGGAGAGUUCCUGGGCUGCAGACAGAAACAGUUCAACAAGGACGUACUGGAUUGUGUGGUAGAUGAGUUGGACUUCUCAGGGAUGGAUCUAGAUGAUGCCCUCAGGAAGUUCCAGGCUCAGAUUAAAGUCCAGGGGGAGGCCCAGAAGGUGGAGAGACUGAUCGAGGCUUUCAGUCAGCGGUACUGUGUGUGUAACCCGGUACUGAUCCGACAGUUCCAGAACCCUGACACCAUCUUCAUCCUGGCCUUCGCCAUCAUCCUCCUCAACACAGACAUGUACUCUCCCAACGUCAAGCCAGAGAAGAAGAUGAAGCUGGAGGAUUUCAUCAAAAACCUCAGAGGAGUGGAUAAUGGUCAGGACAUUCCCAGAGACCUGUUAGUAGGAAUCUACCAUCGGAUAGAGAAGUGGGAGCUACGCACCAACGAUGACCACGUGUCUCAAGUACAGGCUGUGGAGAGGGUGGUCGUCGGCAAGAAACCCGUGCUCUCGCUGCCACACCGCAGAUUGGUGUGUUGCUGUCAGCUUUACGAGGUGCCUGACCCUAACAGAAGCCAGAGGACUGGAGUCCACCAGAGAGAAGUCUUCCUCAACGACCUGCUCGUGGUAACCAAGAUCUUCCAGAAGAAGAAGACCUCUGUGACAUACAGCUUCAGACAGUCCUUCCCCCUGGUCGAGAUGCAGGUCCACAUGUUCCAGAACCAGCACUAUCCCCACGGUAUACGUCUGACGUCGGCCAAUCCUGGCGGGGAGAGGAAAGUUCUGAUUGUAUUAAAUGCUCCAAGUCAGCAGGACAGAACACGCUUCACCUCCGACCUGAGAGAGAGCAUCACUGAGGUGACGGAGAUGGAGAAAUACAGGGUGGAGUCGGAGUUGGAGAAGCAGAAAGGGGUGGUGAGACCUGUUGUGGGCGGGGCUGGCGGUGGUGGUCUGGGCAGUGGCUUGAAGGGCGAGGCGGUGAAUGGCACUCUGGGUAGACCCAGUCUGGAUGACAGCUAUGCUUCCGCAGACGGACUCAAACGUACCGCGCUCAGCUCAUCACUGAGAGACCUAUCAGACACAGGGAAGCGGGGCCGCCGAAACAGUGUUGGCUCCUUGGACAGCACAAUGGAAGGUUCCAUCAUUAGCAGUCCCAGGCCUCAUCAGCGCCCCCACAUGUCUGGAGGUGUAAUGCCACCCGGCAGCUAUGACAUCCAAGACUACCGGCCUCACCGCCCCAUCCUGAGCCCCGGAAUGGGGGUGGGGGGUGGGCCGGGGCUAAAUCACAAUACCGCUACUGGGACGACGGCACUGGGUCCCAGCAGCGGAGACCGAGGGGGGACGGGAGCCCUGGGGAGCGGGUCUGGAGGGGGAGGGGGCAGUGGAGGCUCCUUCCUGGGUUCCCUGUUCGGGAGCAAGCGCUCCAACACCAAGCCCCCUGGUCCUCUCCCCUCUCUCCCCCCUCUCCUCCCACCUGGGCUGCCACACUACCCUGCACCUGUCCCCCCGCCCACCACUGGCGGCCCGCCCCCACACUCCCCCUCCUCCCUCACCCACUCCGACACAGGAGGACCCUCCAAAAUCCAGGCCCUGCACGCCCAAUAUUGCUACAACAGUACCGCAGGGCAGCAGCCUCCUCCGCCCUACCACCACCACCACCGCUACCACGCCCAGGCAGGUCCCGCUCCCAGCCUGCCCUCCUCCACCACCCAGGGGGCCCCUGGGCCUCAUAUCCUCCACAGGGGCCCCAUGGUAGGGGUCCCCAAGAGGCCGGACCCCGGUCCCGCUCCCUCCCACCCCCAGCUCCAACAGCAGGUUCAGCUGGCCCAGCUGCAGCAGCAUGGUGUACACUGUGUACAGGGCCCCGGUCCUGUUCCCUCCCAGGGUCACGGAGGGUGCUAUACCAACAUGGGGGUUACUAUGGGGGUAGGCUGCCCCACUCCACCCCGUUCACCUCACCCCCCCCGCUCCCCGGGGCCCGCACCCCUUACCCUCUACCACACAUACUCCACACACGGUCGGGGAAGAGGAGGAGGAGGCGUCAAGCUCCCUCUUACUCUCUCACACUCGCAACCCCACCCUCACGCCCACACCCACGCCCCUCAUCGUACCGCUCUUACCCACAACCACAGCCCCCAUCCCGGCCUGUCCCUCAGCCCCCACCCCGGCCUGUCCCUCAGCCCCCAUCCCGCUCAACACCCCAAGCACCAGACUCACUUCAUCUUCGCUGCCCCGCCGCCCCAGACCCCCGUCGCCCGGCACAUCCCCCAGGCCACCGCCCACGGCCAAUACCACCCUCAAUUCCCCCCGCUCUCCUCCAUACCACCUCCCCCUUCACACUCCCCUUUACCCCCCCCUUCCUCCCCCAAUACCCCACUUACCCCUAUCUCCCCUUACACCCACCCCCUCCAGCUCCAGCCGCCCAGCCAGCCGCCCAGCCACCCACCCCAGCUCCAGGGAGGGCAGCAGGGGUCUGGCGGGGGCAACAGCAGCACGGGGUCGGGCAGCACCACCAGCUCCAAGUCCAAGCCUAUCAACCGCAUCAGCACGGUGGUGUGAGUGUCAGGAGACGCAACAACCCUCCCAGACACCAGGGGGCACCGCUCGUCAGACUGAGGUCGUCAGACCAGGACAACUACAGGUUUAAGAGGGGCCACGCCCAGAUCAUCCAAUAUGGCCGCCGGCGCUCUGGGAGAGGCAGGAGGCGGUACUUGCUCAGGCUGUGUUACUUCCACCUCCGGUUCCCUCACAGAUUCACAUUCAGGUAGAGAGGAAGACAUGAAUGUCAGCGGCAGGAUAAUAAACUUCUUAACUGUUAGACCGAGAGGAAAUUCCCCCUCUUUGGGCCGUCACAGGCAGGGCUACAUCAUCACGAGACCAUGAGCCUCAUGUCUUCUACACUGACACACUGAAGAGGGAGAGAAUGACUAGUCAGCUGUUAGAAGAGAGAGGAAGACACUGACACACAGAAUCUCCACAGACCGAUCUGCAUGAAGAUAUGCACAUAUGGUACCGAGGUUGAUGAGGAUGUGAUGCUUCUGUGUCUCUGUGGGGGCCAUGUUCUGCAUGACCUCAUCAAUGACCUCAUGUUGCCAGAGGAGGAGAAUUAUGAUGACAAAGGGUGCCAAACCUGGUGAACCAGGAAGUGGACUGGAAGUGGAUUGGUGAAUCAGGAAGUGACAUGGCCAGUGUCUGCCUUCUUACAUCUUAAAAUCUCCAUGUUGUUGUUGUUGUGUAAUAAAACAGACAUGUGUGCUUUCAGUCCGGUUUCAUAGACUAGACGUAAUAAAGCGAACGUAAAUCCGGGGCACUCAAAUCAGUAUGAUACGUUACAUAAGACAGAAGGUUACUUAAAAGACAUGAACGAAAUAAGGGUAAUUGGUCAGGUGGAUGGGUGGGCGUUGAUAUAAACGUGUAGCAACACCAAGGUUGCGUGUUUGAAUCUUAUCACGGACAACUUCAUUAUUUUAGCAAAUUAGCUACUUUUCAACUACUUAGCAUGUUAGCUAACCAUAACCCUAACCUUAAACAUUUUAGCUAAUCCUAACCUUUAACCAUUUUAGCUAACCCUAACCUUAAACAUUUUAGCUAACCUUAAACAUUUUAGCUAACCCUAACCUUAAACAUUUUAGCUAACCCUAACCUUAAA
Molecule: messenger RNA, 5861 nt
Organism: Oncorhynchus kisutch (coho salmon)
Lineage: Eukaryota; Metazoa; Chordata; Actinopteri; Salmoniformes; Salmonidae
Product: IQ motif and SEC7 domain-containing protein 1-like
Biological process (GO): actin cytoskeleton organization; regulation of ARF protein signal transduction
Molecular function (GO): guanyl-nucleotide exchange factor activity
Source: RefSeq, a predicted model, not a curated record